This is a messenger RNA of Jaminaea rosea, 996 nucleotides long. RefSeq lists its product as hypothetical. The record is from RefSeq and is a predicted model, not a curated record. The transcript is spliced from 2 exons. The coding region runs from base 306 to 860 and encodes 184 amino acids. NCBI's taxonomy places the organism in Eukaryota, Fungi, Basidiomycota, Exobasidiomycetes, Microstromatales.
AUCACACCACUCGUUAAUACCAGCCUACGCUGCGUUUUCGCAGGCAGCAAGCAGCUCAAAGUCGCAGUUCGCAUCGUUGCUGAGGCAGCGUUGUCAGCUCACUCUCUCAUGGCUCGUCCUCAUCGCCUGACACGACCGCAUAUACGCAGCCUCGACGCCGCGACGUCGGGACGCCUCGACGCUGACCAGAACCAGCACUUUCUCGCCAGCCGUGUGUGACCCUUCACUCUUUCAGCGCUAGCGUCUGAUCUUGACCAUGAUGGAGCCCUGUCGCUCCCGCCCGUAUCUUCCGCAGGCUAGUCGCAAUGACGCCCGUCACGCCAGCUGAAAGCACAUCACCCGUCGUGGCUCGCAACGGCUCGCUCGACAAGACUCGCACCGCCUCGUGGGGUAAGACUCGCAACGCUUCAUCGGGCAAGCCUCGCGCCAAGGGUCGCUGCUCGUCGCUGCCUUUGCCUGCCGCUCUCGCCGAGCGCAAUGCUGCCUUGCCCAAGCUUAGCUCUUCGGACAUGGCCUGGCUCUUGCAUCUCCCACCUCAGCCUGCCUAUCCCGCUGUGCCAGCUCCUACCCACCCUUCCCGUGAAUGGGCGUUUCAAGCCAGCGAGUGCGCCGACUGGCAUCUCAUGGCCAGCGACUUGCUACGCCGUCGGGCGGACGCAGAGGAGGAUCGGGCUGCCAAGCACGACGAAGUGAUGAGGCGAGGGGAAACGACGCCUGGAUAUUCGGUUUGGCUGGCCAAGAUCCCCAAGCCUUCUACCGACAAGAGGGGCCUAUGCGUGUACGAGGGCGACGUUCCCGCUAAGAGGGAGGCUGACGGCGAGAAUGGUCGCGAGACGGAGCUCAAGAAGCGCAGGCACUGAACAGGUCGAGUGUUGUUGCAGUACAGCGCGUCAAUCUCGAGCAGAGGACGUAUAGGCGCGCCCUUGUAGCCGCAAGUCUGUGUAGUUGCGGUUGCAGUCUCGAAAUACCAGCUGCGUGCGAAGCGCUCUCUAAGCC